AGAGGCGGUAUUAGCCCUUUAAGGAAACGGUGAAGCCUCCGCACGUUCAGGGUGUGGCCUCCGAUUCCUCCCAUAGAGCCGCGUGCCGGGCAGAAGGAUCAGAUUAAAGAGCCGGACGGCCUUUAUUACAGCGUUUUGGGACCUUUAAGGAGUUUACACCCGGAAAAAGCUGCGAAUCUCGUCCCAGAGCGCGCUGUCCCCAGAAACGAGCUCCGAUCAUGAAGUGAUUCAUCAGUUCUUCCUCCGCAACACAGAGAGACAGAGGGACAGGCGGACAGAGGGACAGGCGGACAGAGGUGACUGAGGAGGAACGUGAGGCUGCACACUGGUAAUUAUGGGAUUCUUCGGGCUGCUGAAGACUCAGUUCCUUUGUCACCUGGUCAUCUGUUAUGUGUUCCUGGUCAGCGGCCUCAUAAUCAACGUCCUGCAGCUCUGCAUGCUGCCGCUGUGGUGGAUCAACAAACAGCUGGCUCGCAGGGUCAACUGCAGACUGGCCUACUGCGUCUCCAGCCAGAUGGUGGCGCUGCUGGAGUGGUGGUCUGGGACUGAAUGCACGCUGUACACGGAUCCGGAGUCCUACCCCUUCUACGGCAAAGAGAACGCCAUCGUCAUCCUCAACCACAACUUCGAGAUCGACUUCCUGUGCGGAUGGACCUUCUGCGAAAGGUUCGGGGUUCUCGGGAGCUCAAAGGUUCUGGCGAAGAAGGAACUGGCCUACAUGCCUGUGAUUGGCUGGAUGUGGUAUUUCCUGGAGAUCGUCUUCUGUAAGAGGAAGUGGGAGGAGGAUCGCAAGACAGUGGUGGAGAGCCUUCAGCGCAUUCAGGACUAUCCAGAGAACUUCUGGUUCCUCCUGUACUGCGAGGGAACCCGCUUCACCGAGAAGAAGCACAAGAUCAGCAUGGAGGUGGCGGAGAAGAAAGGCCUCCCCAAACUCAAGCACCACCUCCUGCCUCGGACCAAGGGCUUCUGCGUCACCGCCCAGAACCUCAGAGGAACCGUUACUGCUGUGUACGAUUCUACACUUAAUUUCAGAAACAACCAAACGCCAACCCUACUCGGAGUGCUUAAUGGGAAAAAGUACCACGCUGAUUUAUACGUGAGGCGGAUUCCUCUGGACACAGUCCCAGAGAACGAGCCUGAAUGUGCUGCCUGGCUCCACCAACUCUACCAGGAAAAGGACGUCUUCCAGGAGCAGUACAGCCAGACGGGCCGCUUCCCCGGCCCCAUAGUGACCCCCCCGCGCCGAGCCUGGCCUCUGCUCAACUGGCUCUUCUGGAUCUGCCUGCUGCUCUGCCCCCUCUGCCUGCUACUGCUGCAGCUGUUCCACUCAGGAUCAGCCGUCACCGUCGUCACCACAGCUGUUCUAUGUGUCGCAGUCCGGAGGUGAUGGAGUGUCGAGGGACCUCAGCUGCUGUUCGCUGGAUGAUCGGACAGACCGAGAUCAACAAGGGCUCCAGCUACGGAAACAAAGAGGUUCCACUCAAUAACAACGACUAAGGGCGAAGGUCACCAGCUGAGGCAGCAGGACGUGGGUAAUGCCAUCAGCGUCCACACCGAGAGCACGAGUGGACCGAGACACGGUCGGCUGUUUCAGUUCACCGGCUGAAAAAAGGACAAUAUAACUGAACUCACAAUCUGGCUGGUUAACUAAUGGGCGCAGGGAGAAGUGGCCCGUUUCCCUUUAAGGGCCCGGUUCUGAUUUGGGUUCUGUUCAUUUUCUUUGGAAUAGCUCUGCUGGGACAGGAUUGGUUUACAUGAGGAGGGGAACGUCAUCAUUACCAGCGCUUCUCAGUCAUUCAGUCCUGUCCGAAACGCCAGGUCCGUCAUUUUUACAGACUGCGUCAGCUUCUGUUAAACGAGACAUAAAAAUACGCUCAGCUGAUAUUAAUAACGCACGCACAGACCUGCCGGUAACACUAGCACAUCCUGUGGAAACAGGAUGUGAAGUGUGGAGGCUCUGCUCGCUCAUGCCCUGUUAAACACAUGAAGACCAUUAAAUGUUUGCUGCUUUUGUAA
Molecule: messenger RNA, 2016 nt
Organism: Pygocentrus nattereri (red-bellied piranha)
Lineage: Eukaryota; Metazoa; Chordata; Actinopteri; Characiformes; Serrasalmidae
Gene: agpat4
Product: 1-acylglycerol-3-phosphate O-acyltransferase 4 (lysophosphatidic acid acyltransferase, delta)
Exons: 10
Coding region: 335-1387 (350 amino acids)
Cellular component (GO): mitochondrial outer membrane; endomembrane system
Molecular function (GO): 1-acylglycerol-3-phosphate O-acyltransferase activity
Source: RefSeq, a predicted model, not a curated record